AUGCAGUCUCGAACCCCUCGACCCAAACCCCCGAACUGGUCCCCUCAGCCUCCCCUCUCCGUUUUCGUCCGCAAUCUCCAGCUCCUCCAGCUCGAUCGCCAUGAUGACUGGCCUCGCAUCUCUCUUCGCUCCCUCGCAGAUACGUCGCAGAACCAGCGUCAGCGUAUAAGAGCCAUCGAAUGGGCUCUAUACCACCUGGUUGCCCUUUGGGACCCUGACACCGCUCGGGAUAAACUCCGGCCCUUCUUCCCUCCGCUCGAGCCCCUGCAGUCCGUCAAUCUGCGUGCUGCCUUGUUCCGCGUGCUCUCUGAAUUGAAGAAACAAGGCGAUCUGGGCAGAGAAACCAUUCUCCGCAAGUCAAUGCUGGAUGAUUGCAAAGGAGAGAAAUUCGAGGAACUGUUGGCCGUCUUCUCUACUGCGGUGCUGCGGAAGACCCUCUCCGCUUCCUCAGAUCCCGCACUACAAAAUGUGGCCAUGAAGCUUUCAUUGGCUUCCGGGCUGACGCGCGAGGAAUACCAGCUUAUGCUCCCCCUUGUCCUCGCCCAUCGGGUCUCCCUCAACCAAAUCGGCGAGCGUCGCAACAGAGCCCGGGACACCCGUGAAAAGUUCACUCAAUUACUAGAACUUAAGAAGCUGCAGCUUGACGAACGAGCUAAGGAGAACCCUCCUCAACUCCCCGACACUGGCGCCGACAUAGAUGCGCUGGCCCAUGACCUCAGGGCUAACUGGCUGGGGUGUGAGGAUUGGGCGGAUACCCUCGUUGAUGGUGGUGCACAGGGCAGCAGCGACGUCUUUCUGGAACUCCCGUUCGACACCGCAUGGGCAAAAGCAAAGGAAUCAAGCGUGGAUGGCCUCCGUGCGAAUUCAUCCCCGGAUCUGCUAGUCGAUCUGGAAUCUCGCGUCUUCCGUCAGCGAGCCCGGCUCCAGCGCUGGCGCCAGUACAGUGCCUCUAUGCGCAAACAUGAACGGGUACAAUCCGCAAGCUCAACGAAAUCUCAGGCACUCGUCUUUCGAGAACAUCAAGCACUCACCGUCGCCAGCAUCUCCAAAGCCGUUCGGCAGCCAGUGGAACGCGCCUCGCCCAAAGCAGACGACCGGGCACUGCUCUUCUCCAUGACUGAGGCCAUUGCCCGGAUCAACGGCCGACCCGCAGCGCAUCGUCACCGCCAUACCCAUAGCGACUCGAGACCACGCAACCCUACAACAGUGUCCUCCAGCUCAGCAGUUGGAAGCAACAGAUCAUCUCCCCAGGCUGAACUGGACACUACCCGCUCAACCACCACAAGAACAUCAACACCCUCCAUCCCAGAGCCCCAGCCCAGCGUCCCCUCCUUCUCAACUACUGAAGUCCCCGAAAGGGACCCUUCUCCCCCUCCUGAACGAACUAGCAGAUUUACGCUCGUCGAACGAACCCGCAAGUCCAUGUCCCUUAUCGUACCACCCACCCAACCCCGACCAAGAGAAAGUUUCCGGUCCCACCGACAUCGGCCCUCUUUCCCCAUCAACCAAUUCGAAACUCCCCAGAAAUCACACACCAUUCCCAGUCGGGCCUCUACGCCACGCGACGAGCUUUUCGACGAGGAAGCGGACUACGCCAGCGUAUUCAAGUCGCGGCCCCGCGUGGCGCACAGUCCGGUCGCAUCGCCGGCAGUGCACAUCAGCCCCAUUGGGGAUUUCGAUCUGAGUCCAGACGAGGAAAUUGACCUGGACGGGGGAGACGAGGAGUAUGUGCAGGAUACUCCGUUGGCGUCGAGGCGGAGGGUUUUAUGAUUGUUACGUCGGUUCAUAUUUCGUUUUGGCUUUAUUAAUUCUUAUGUGUGACGUUCUUUUGGGAGACCAUUAUACUUACCCCUCUUACAUGCCUAUACCUACAUAUGAUUAAUGUUUAUAGAUCCUGGAUGAAAGCAGUACACGAUACAGCAAUUGAUUGUUAUUUUAGUGAGAUACG
Molecule: messenger RNA, 1948 nt
Organism: Aspergillus welwitschiae
Lineage: Eukaryota; Fungi; Ascomycota; Eurotiomycetes; Eurotiales; Aspergillaceae
Exons: 2
Coding region: 1-1770 (589 amino acids)
Biological process (GO): spindle assembly
Cellular component (GO): mitotic spindle microtubule; HAUS complex
Molecular function (GO): microtubule binding
Source: RefSeq, a predicted model, not a curated record